This is a messenger RNA of Phaethon lepturus (White-tailed tropicbird), 180 nucleotides long. It is a transcript of the gene RPLP1, whose product is annotated as ribosomal protein, large, P1. The annotation marks the transcript as partial. Gene Ontology annotation, cellular component: cytosolic large ribosomal subunit. The transcript has 3 exons. The record is from RefSeq and is a predicted model, not a curated record. NCBI's taxonomy places the organism in Eukaryota, Metazoa, Chordata, Aves, Phaethontiformes, Phaethontidae. Gene Ontology annotation, biological process: cytoplasmic translation. Gene Ontology annotation, molecular function: protein kinase activator activity; structural constituent of ribosome; ribonucleoprotein complex binding.
GCUCUAGCUAAUAUCGACAUCGGAAGCCUGAUCUGUAAUGUAGGAGCUGGUGGUGCAGCUCCAGCCGGUGGUGCUGCCCCUGCUGGUGGUGCUGCCCCAGCUGAGGAGAAGAAAGAAGAGGAAAAGAAGGAAGAAUCGGAGGAAUCUGAUGAUGACAUGGGCUUUGGUCUUUUUGACUAA